Messenger RNA from Xiphias gladius (swordfish), 2721 nucleotides. Its product is annotated as glucosamine-6-phosphate isomerase 2. NCBI's taxonomy places the organism in Eukaryota, Metazoa, Chordata, Actinopteri, Istiophoriformes, Xiphiidae. Bases 201 to 1163 code for a protein of 320 amino acids. Gene Ontology annotation, molecular function: identical protein binding; glucosamine-6-phosphate deaminase activity. Gene Ontology annotation, cellular component: cytoplasm. The transcript is spliced from 7 exons. Gene Ontology annotation, biological process: carbohydrate metabolic process; N-acetylglucosamine catabolic process; D-glucosamine catabolic process. The record is from RefSeq and is a predicted model, not a curated record.
CUUGUUAAGUUGUUUAGCUCACGUUAAUAAUGAACUAUUCGUUUCAGUUUAGCAGAGGGACGUGUUUCAGUAAAUGUAAAUUCAAAUAAACUUGGAAGAAUCCUCUCCUGUUUAAGUUACUUCUCUUGCUAACAUUAGCCACUGCCUCGACAAACUCAGUAGAAAUAUCUGACACUUUACCAGUGCCGUGCUUAUGGAUAAUGUUAACAUUUUCAGACCAUCUGCCUCUACAUCAACGGGAGUUAAGAACCAGUCUUUUUGAUACAAGCUGUUAUUUGAGAAUAUAUUGCUGUUACUUUAUUAGAUUCCUCUUAUUAACUCAGAAAGCCCGUACAAUGAGGCUGGUCAUUCUGAACGACUAUGAUCUGGCCAGUGAGUGGGCAGCAAAAUACAUCCGCAACAGAGUCAUCCAGUUCCAGCCCUCCGCUGAAAGAUACUUCACCCUGGGCUUGCCAACAGGGAGUACUCCUUAUGGCUGUUACCAGAAGUUAAUUGAAUACUACAGAAGUGGAGAUAUUUCAUUCAAGUAUGUGAAAACCUUCAACAUGGAUGAAUAUGUAGGUCUACCACGUGCUCAUCCAGAGAGCUACCACUCCUACAUGUGGAACAACUUCUUCAAGCACAUUGACAUCGAUCCGGCCAAUGCUCACAUCCUGAAUGGAAACGCAGAGGACCUGGAAGCAGAAUGUCAGGCCUUCGAGCAGAAAAUCGCAGAGGCCGGAGGAAUUGAGUUGUUUGUAGGAGGUAUUGGCCCUGAUGGUCACAUUGCAUUCAACGAGCCAGGCUCCAGCCUUGUUUCCAGGACCAGAGUGAAAACCCUGGCUAAGGACACCAUUGUGGCCAACGCUCGCUUCUUUGGUAACAACCUCUCCAAGGUUCCCACCAUGGCCCUCACUGUGGGUGUAGGAACUGUCAUGGAUGCCAAGGAGGUGAUGAUUCUGAUCACAGGAGCACACAAAGCCUUUGCUCUGUAUAAAGCCAUAGAAGAGGGCGUCAACCACAUGUGGACGGUAUCAGCCUUCCAACAGCACCCACGUACCAUCUUUGUCUGUGACGAGGACGCAACGCUGGAACUCCGAGUCAAAACUGUAAAAUACUUCAAAGGUUUAAUGCAUGUUCAUAACAAGCUGGUGGACCCAGUGCUGAGCAUAAAGGACCAGUAAAACAGAGAAGGUCACCAAGGAAGAGAACUGAAGACGUCAAGAUGGUCAGAGGUCCCUGGAUCCAUCAUGAAUGGACAGCAUUAUUACUCUGGUACUGUUCUGUGCCUCAGGAACUACUGAGCCAGUGUUUGAGCCACUUUCCUGACUGUCUACAUUGUUUAUUUAUAGACUUAAACCGGCUUUGGAUAAUGUUCACCUCAGACAGGAAAGUGACCAGGUAUUUGGUAUUUUAGUGGAGCUUGUCCCGCUGAGUUUCUUUGUUUAGCAGUUUGCAUUUAAAGAGAAUGAAAACAGUACAGUAUAUACUUGAUAAGUUUUCUGAAUGUUAGCUUUGCUUUUUACAUAACUGAUUCAUCCCCAACUAGUGACUGGUCCAGAGGAAGCAAAUACAAUGUGUAUAUCGGUAAGAUCUAUCGAACUAAUGAGCAGUUAUGGAAGUAACUGAACUCAAAUGGAUGUCAUCAAAAGUGACCUUUGUCUUUGGUCAAACUUUCUUUGGUAUGGUUUUUGCAUUUAGGUGUACAAGGAACGUGAUCUGUGAGCUCCUGUCAGCAGCUCCUCGCUUCUCCUUCACUCGCAGUCCCAGUCACAGCUGCCCAGCACAGCCACAGUCCUCCACUGCUGGACACUAAAUAAGUCCGUGUUGAACCAUCUCUGACGUUUACUUCAGUUUUCAAAACAACAGGCUCUUUAAAUUGUGACAAAAUAAUCUCAACUCAAGGUCCACUUAUUAGCUUUGCCAGAGCCUGCAACUGUAUCAUAGGGUCUUGAAGAUGUAAUUUCUGAGUUUUCUUAGAGUAUAGAAUUUCAGUCACAGGUGGUUGUAUAUAGGGGGAAAUAGUAAGCUCUGUUUUUGUUCAAAGAUGGUCUCUGGUGUCAGGUGUGAACAUCCUUGAUCUUUCUCUGGUUAUCUACUGACUACAGGUUGAUGAGGUCUGACCUUUUCCAAGUGGAUGCUUCGAGUGGUCGCAGACCGCCGACAUCUUUAGCAGUGUUAAUCCAUUCUCUUGAAGACGAUGUGAUGUGGUUGAAAGCUCUGUAAGGCAAGUUAUUGACCCUUGAGUUGAGAUUAGUUUGUCACAUGUACUUGUGACACCAUGUUUAGUUUUUGUUUUGUUUUUUUUAAAGGCUUUUUAUGGAUGUAGGGUUUGUAGCUCCACUGCAGCAGUCGACUAGCCCACCUCUAGACUGCUCUCCUGUGCCUGCUAAGUGAAUGGUUAACAAAGCGUAAAAUUGACCUGGAUGACAUUGUUGCCCUCACUGACUGUCGAAGUACCGUCAGAGUUCCUUUCAAAUGCAACAGCAUCUUGGUUCAUGGUAAAUCUAUUCAUCACUUUCCUUGUAUAGUCAGGAUCCUUUUACAGGCAUUGAAAUAUUUCCAGUGUAAUAAUAUGAUUUGUUUUCAUCUUUCGUGUUUGGUUACAACAUUCCUUCCUUGGUUUUCUUUUAUUCUUUUGUCACUCAUCCUUUUUACAAGGCUGUUAUGUUGUCUUUUUGUAAAUACACAGUGGCUUGUAACCCUUUUAUUUUCUAAUGACAAUUAAAACUUUGCUAAGAA